Knipowitschia caucasica is the source of this 642-nucleotide messenger RNA. The record is from the annotation of a GenBank genome assembly. NCBI's taxonomy places the organism in Eukaryota, Metazoa, Chordata, Actinopteri, Gobiiformes, Gobiidae.
AUGUGGUGGGGGGGGGGGUCACAGACACAUAGACUCAGUGCUGCACCAGGCUCCACACCUUCUCUGAGGAGCACCUCCUCCAAGGAGAACCUCAUCCAAGGAGCACCUCCUCUAAGGAGCAUCUCCUCCAAGGAGCAUUUCCUUCAAGGACCCCGUAUUGAGUUCAUCUCCGGGUUCCCGACCUCCUUCAAGGACCCCAUAUUGAGUAAAUCUCUGGGUUCCAGACCUCCUUCAAGGACCCCGUAUAGAGUUCAUCUCCGGGUUCUAGACUCUCACAUAAGUCAACUUCACAAACACACUCUCACACUACUCUUGUUCGCGCGUCUUAGCCUGCUGCCUCUCCUUUUCGCGCUGCUCCUGCCGCUCACGCUCGCACUGCUCUUGCUGCUCGCACUGCUUUCUCUGCUGUACGCACUGCUCACGCUUCUCGCGCUGCUCCUCCUGCUGCUGCUUCUCCUGCUGCUCCUGCUGUUUGCUUCUGCUCCUGCCGCUCGCGCUGCUCCUGCCGCUCGCGCUGCUCCUGCCGCUCACGCUCCCCCCCUGUAUCUGCUCCCCUUCAGCUGCUCCACCUCUGGCUGCUUUUUUCCUGUCCGCCUGCUAAGCUCCUCUCUGGCCUUCCUGAGGAGUUCCUUUCUGCUCUGA